AUGGACGAAGAAUACGACUUUGUGAGCGUCCCCCGCCGCGUUUCAGUUCGUUCGUCCGUUCGGUGGCCGACCUCGCUCUCAUCGAACCCGUUCUCAGAUCAUCCUCGGCACCGGCUUGACCGAAUGCGUCCUCUCCGGUCUGCUCUCGGUCGAGGGCCACAAGGUGCUCCACAUGGACAGGUCAGUCUUGGUCACUGCUCGUAGCCUGGCCCGAACCGAUCUCUGCUGUCGUCUCGGUGCGGGAACCGUCGCUCCGGCGCUCCGGAGCAGGCGCGCGUGUCCUUCUCGGCCGAGGCGGACCCGACCUGACCCGACCGAUCUGGCCACGCGCCACCACCACGACCUAUACCCACCUACCUCCGACCCAGCGGCUGACGUGCUCCCCCUGUCUCCUCUCCCCCACAGGAACGACUACUACGGUGGAGAGUCAGCCUCGCUCAACUUGACCCAGGUCAGUGUCUUCGUCAGCCCCCCCCCCAAAAGUCCCAACUCUAGAGCGCGCGCAUAUUCACACGUCAGAGUUAUGCCCUCAGUUGUACAAGCGGUUCCGCCACGCCGACCCACCAUCCGAUCUCGGUCGCGACCGUGACUAUGCCGUCGAUCUCAUCCCCAAAUUGUGCGUACGAGGCACCCGCACCACCCUCAGUGCAGUCAACUCACCGGGCCGAUCUCCCGUUCGACAGCAUGAUGGCCAACGGCGAGAUGGUCAAGAUGCUCGUCCACACCGACGUCACCCGUUACCUCGAGUUCAAGCAGAUCGCCGGAUCGUACGUCUUCCGCGACGGUCGCAUCUCCAAGGUGCCCUCGACCGAGAUGGAGGCCGUGCGCUCGCCCCUGAUGGGUCUCUUCGAGAAGCGACGCGCGAAAAAAUUCUUCGAGUGGGUCCAAAACUACCGCGAGAACGACCCGGCGACCCACCAGGGCGUCAACCUCGACCAGACGCCCAUGUCCGAGGUCUACUACAAGUUCGGCCUCGAGGUCGGCACCCAGGACUUUAUCGGCCACGCCAUGUCGCUCCACCUCGACGACACGUACGUCGACCGACCCGCGCGCGAGACGUACGAGCGCAUCCUGCUCUACACCACCUCCAUGGCCCGCUACGGUAGCUCCCCUUACCUUCACCCGCAGUAUGGUCUCGGUGAACUGCCGCAAGGCUUUGCUCGUCUAUCGGCCAUCUACGGUGGUACGUACAUGCUCGACAAGAAGAUCGACGAGGUCGUCUACGACGACAAGGGCAAGUUCGUCGGCGUCACCUCAGGCGGCGAGACCGUCAAGGCCAAGAAGGUCAUCGGGGACCCCUCGUACUUUUCCGACCCGAGCGGUAGAGGAAAGGGAGAGGACAAGAUCUACCUCGAGGGUCGCGUCGUGCGAGCCAUCUGCAUCCUCAAGCACCCGAUCCCCAACACGGACAAUUCGGACUCGGUCCAAUUGAUCAUCCCGCAGAAGCAGGUCAACAGGAAACACGGUCAGUGCUAAUUGAUAGCUAUCAUCCUAGGCAGCAAGUGUCAACUGAUGAUCCGAUUCUUGUCGUGUGACGCAGACAUCUACAUCGCCGAAGUGUCGCACAACCACAUGGUCUGCCCCAAGGACAUCUACAUCGCCAUCGUCUCGACGAUCGUCGAAACGUCGAAUCCCGAAGCCGAGCUCGAACCGGGUUUGCAAUUGCUCGGCCCGAUCUUUGACAAGUUCAUCGAGGUGGCCCCCAUCUUUAGCCCCGCCAGCUCGGGAUCGUACGAUGGCGUCUUUGUCACGCGUUCGUACGAUUCGACUUCGCACUUUGAGACUGUGUGUGAUGACGUCAAGGAUGUGUGGAGACGCGCGAUCGGGAGUGAUUUGGUGUUGAAGAAGAGGGAGGAUGGGGAAGGAAUCCAGGAGGCUCAGUGA
Molecule: messenger RNA, 1884 nt
Organism: Microbotryum saponariae
Lineage: Eukaryota; Fungi; Basidiomycota; Microbotryomycetes; Microbotryales; Microbotryaceae
Source: the annotation of a GenBank genome assembly